This is a messenger RNA of Annulohypoxylon maeteangense, 2239 nucleotides long. Its product is annotated as elongation of fatty acids protein. The record is from RefSeq and is a predicted model, not a curated record. Lineage: Eukaryota; Fungi; Ascomycota; Sordariomycetes; Xylariales; Hypoxylaceae. Gene Ontology annotation, molecular function: fatty acid elongase activity. Gene Ontology annotation, biological process: very long-chain fatty acid biosynthetic process; sphingolipid biosynthetic process; fatty acid elongation, polyunsaturated fatty acid. Gene Ontology annotation, cellular component: endoplasmic reticulum membrane. The transcript has 5 exons. The coding region runs from base 514 to 1539 and encodes 341 amino acids.
CACGUGCCUAACAGGUACCGGAUAGACGUUUAUGUACUCCUUAAGGCUGCGUUAUCAAUUUUAUCAAUUUUAUCGAUUUGUUUAUGGCUGUCCUGGAAAGACCGGCCGUCCGAGGAACCCGCCAAUACCGAUCGGUGAUCCCUGAAGAGACGGGAUUAGGUGGAGCGUCCGACCAAUUAGAGCUGAGCGUCCGUUCUCUCAACUUUUUUUCUUCAUCUUCACGAGCGUCAACCCGUGAUUUUCAUAUUCAUAAGUCUCAAUCUUCCUUUUCUCUUUUCCACUUGUCACUUGUACCACUUUUUACACAACUACCCUGGCGAGUCAAUCGCAGGGUCUCUAAUAUUUUCUUCCCGUCGCUCCUUCAUUCGAACGUUUUCCUUUACACAUUCAGACUACUUGUUGUAAAAGACUCGUCAGUCUCUUUUUCCCACGUAGUCCUAGCGCAUCAUUUUCGCGCAAACUUGUCUACGUGGCUUUAUCGUGUCUGGCGUGUACGAUCAAUCGUCUUCCAUCAUGGCCACUCCCGCUGCUCCUGCUAUUUGGGAAUCUCUCCCUAUCCCAACUCUCGAUCGACCGUUCGGCGUACCGAUAUGGCCCUACUUCAGCAAGGCCUUCGAGGCCGUCGUGGGCUAUCCCGCCGAUGAUUUCCGAUUCGUGGCCGGUCAGACGCCUAUGUCAACGUUGAAAGAGACGUUGAUCUUUAUUGUCGUAUACUACAGCGUGAUCUUUGGCGGUAGAGAGUAUAUGCGGAAUCGCGAGCCCUUCAAGCUGAAGGCGCUCUUCUUGAUCCACAACUUCUACCUCACCGCUAUUAGCGGUCUCCUUCUGGCGCUGUUUAUCGAGCAGCUACUACCUACCGUUGUCAGACAUGGCAUCUUCUACUCCAUUUGCGACAAGCAAGGAGGUUGGACGCAGCCGUUGGUUGUACUCUACUACUUGAACUACCUCACCAAAUACCUCGAACUCCUUGACACUGUGUUCCUGUUCCUCAAGAAGAAGCCUCUGACUUUCCUCCAUUGCUAUCACCAUGGUGCGACGGCAUUCCUCUGCUACACUCAGUUAAUUGGUUCUACUGCGGUUUCGUGGGUCGUAAUUACCCUCAACUUGACCGUUCACGUGGUUAUGUACUGGUACUACUUCCAGAGCGCUCGUGGAAUCCGAAUCUGGUGGAAGGAGUACAUCACCCGUCUACAAAUCGCCCAGUUCAUCAUCGAUCUCGGAUUCGUCUACUACGCUUCGUACACUUACUUCACCUCUACCUACUUCCAAUGGAUGCCGAACGCGGGCGAGUGUGCUGGAGAGGAGUUCGCGGCCUUCGCUGGUAUCGGAACUCUAACCUCAUACUUGGUUCUCUUCAUCUCCUUUUACUUCGCGACGUACAAGAAGGACCACAAGGCGCCUAGUACGCGCAAGACCCUUCGACGCAUGUCGCAGGCUCCUCUUCCGGACCACCACACCGUGGCGAGCGCUAUUGAGAAGCCAGUCCUGGCUACCGGAGUCAGGACCAACGGUGUUACUACACGCUCCCGAAAGGCGUAAAUGCCUGAACUAGUGUUAGCUAGUCCGGUUGUCCCGUCCACUAUUUAGAAAAGUUGGAUCAUUGCUUAGCAUGGGGAUUUUUGGGUUCCGGUACUGAGAAAGCGAUGCGCCUAUUUCUAUGGACUACCUUACAACUAUUCAAACAUUGUAUUACUGGCCCCUGAACCGAUGAUGACAUUUCACAAAAGGGAGGCUACGACGGGGUAACGGGUGGGAGAAGCUAGGAGCCGGCUACAUGAGUAGAUACUGUAUGAUGGGAGAUUACAUAGAGAGGCGUUCUGGACGGUCGGGUGAUGACAAAAGCAUCUGAGGAUCUAGGGUCGCAUGGAGGACGUUUGCCAUGUCAACCUCAACAUUUGUUCCCCUUCAUGUCGCAUAAUCCGGACUGGUGCUUCGAAUCAGCAACAAGGAAGAUCAUGACUAAUCGCCGGUAAUAAUAAAACUAAUUAACUGACUUGCUAGAAAUAUAGCGCACUUAUGAAGCGAAAGAAGAUUUCCGGGCUUGGGUGCGAAGUAUAGGUUAUAAUAUGGGAAUCGGAGGUGGCUAUCAAUACUACGACUAGACGAAUUCGAUAAUAUCAGAAAUCAUUUUUCUCGAUGUGUGUUUCGAAUACCAAACGCUUAUACCUUUAUAGGUAGCAUUAUACGAACUUCUCGGUGUUUCUGUAGAUUGAUCCGGAUCUUCGAUCCUUCUAAACGG